GGACAAGGAAGCAUGUUAGAAGACUCUUCUCAGUGGCCAACACAUUCCCCUUUCAUGCUGAUUGGCUCCUAGGAGCCAUAGGGACCCUGCUCCCCAAACCCUAAGGGGUCUGAGACCCCCGAGACCCUGGACAACGGCACCCCUGGGAGAGACUCUCUCUUUUUUUCCGGUUUGUCGGUCCCGGGUCCCUCCUCCGUGCACAAAGGAAAAGCAAGCCAUUGAUGGGGGAAGGGAAGCAGCAACGUGGGCGGAUCGUGUGAAUGCGAAAGUAAAAUCACUGCUCCGAUUCCGGGAAGGGACACUCGGAGAAGGAGGCCGGGGCUAUCGCUGCUGCUUGGACAACUGCCCUGAGCACACACACGCACACACCCCACUACAGUAAGGCAACAACGUCCCCACGAUGGCCAAAUCCUGCACCUUCCAAGUCGGCAAAGAGUCCCGUGCAAAGAUGGCUCUUUUCAAAGAGUCCCUUUUGAAAGAGGGCGAAGAAUUUCUUUGCAUGUUUUUACCUACAAAAAUAUUUCAACUGGAUCAGUUUCUGAAGGGAGAUUUGCUGAACAUUAAAGAUUUGACUACUCUCCGUGCCCCGUUGGACAUCCCCAUUCCAGACCCCCCUCCCAAAGAUGAUGAGAUGGAGACGGAAAAGGAAAACAAAGAAGCUCCAAAAUGUGGCUACCUUAAGGGCAACGAAGCGAUCAUUUCGCUUUUGGAUCGCGUCAAACCUGAAGUUCGGGAGUUCAAAGAGAAAUGCAUACUGGUUACAACCUGGAUUCAGUACAUGAUUCCCAAAAUUGAGGAUGGCAAUGAUUUUGGGGUGGCAGUUCAGGAGAAGGUGCUAGAACGUAUCACAGCCCUGAAGACCAAAGCGGAGGCCUUCCAAACCACCAUUGCAAAAUAUUUUUUAGAGCGUGGAGAUGCGGUUGCUAAGGCUUCCAAGGACACCCAUGUGAUGGAUUACCGGUGUUUAGUUCAUGAACGAGAUGAGGCUGUAUACAGGGAAAUCCAAACCAUGGUGCUUGAUAUCCGUGGGUUCUAUGCUGAGUUAUACCACAUCUUGAGCCAAAACCUGGAGAAAGUGACCAACCCCAAAGGUGAGGAGAAGCCAUCGAUGUACUGAUGGGAUCGUUUUGCUGGAACUGGAAGGUGACAAUGUCAGCCGAAUCCUUCUCCAACCUUCUGUUGGGGGCGGGGGGACAGAGAAAUAUGAGGAUAAAAUGAAAAUGAACAGAGAGAUAGAAAAGUAGAUGCACAGAUGUCUGUGUGACUGAGGCAGGAACAAGCAGCAGGAUGAAUAAUGCCUUAACGCAGUUUUGUUUCGUUUACUCUUGUCUUUUGUUUCUUACAAACGUUCGUGAAACUGAAUGUCAGAAAAACUGUCUUUUUCCUGGUUAAGUUUUUACUAGCUCUAUAUAUUUUUAAAUUGUUUCAUUCUAGAACUUUACUUUAGCAUACACACACACACCCCGCCUCACGUGGUGCUGAUUCUGGCUGGGGCUGAUGGAGUUUAGUCAAACACAUUGAGGGCAACCAUCAGUUGGGCUGGUUGUCUUAGCAUUUCUCUCUUUGUAAUCAAGUUAAUAUAGCCUGCUCCAAUCUCUGUUAAGAUUGGCACACUCAACCAAGAAACCCAUAGCUGAGGCUUAAAACAAGAUUUUUUUAAAAAAAAUUGUGCUCUGAAUUCCUGUGCCUGAAGGCUGUUCAUGCUGCUUGAAAACUUGUGAUCUUUGAAAAUGAUUAAUAAUAAUAAUAAAAUGACUUAUUUCUCUUG
Molecule: messenger RNA, 1768 nt
Organism: Rhineura floridana
Lineage: Eukaryota; Metazoa; Chordata; Lepidosauria; Squamata; Rhineuridae
Gene: PSME2
Product: proteasome activator subunit 2
Exons: 11
Coding region: 401-1117 (238 amino acids)
Biological process (GO): positive regulation of endopeptidase activity; regulation of proteasomal protein catabolic process; regulation of G1/S transition of mitotic cell cycle
Cellular component (GO): nucleoplasm; cytoplasm; proteasome activator complex
Molecular function (GO): endopeptidase activator activity
Source: RefSeq, a predicted model, not a curated record